UGGAAACUAAAAAAGGCCCUACCACAAAUUACAGUGAUCGCAUCUCCAGCUCAAUCGUAGCCAUCAAUCAAUGGCUUCUUUUAAAAAAUCCCGCUUCUUGUCCAUCACUCGCAGUCUCUACGCAACAGCGCAAGCUCAAACCCUAACUCUAGAAAACACCAUCUUUGCAACAACCAAAUCCCUAACCCAAGAGCAACAAGCUCUCUCUGCAACUGAAACCAGAAGCCCAACCCUACAACAACAAACUCCCUCUGCAACUGAAGCCGAAUCCCUGACCCUAGAACAACAAGCGCCCUCUGCAACUGAAGCCGAUACCCUGAUUUUAGAAGAGCAGACCAACAUUACACUAAAAAAUGCCAGGUCCAGAAUCAGAUCAGCCGGCUCACCUGAAGAAGCUUUUGAGGUAUUCCGUAAAGCUUCGAAAUCGCCUCGCUUUCGCCAUGAUCGCGCUGCUUUCUCAGCUUUUGUGCAAAAGCUCGCUGGAUACGAGAGAUUUGACCUAAUUGAGCAGGCGCUUGAGUCCCAUAAGAAGCCCCCCUUUUCUUUAAUGGAGGGAUUCAUUAUACGGCUCAUUUUGCUAUAUUCUGAAGCAGGAAUGGUGGAUAAGGCUCUUGAUACGUUCUACGAGAUGGAUGAGCUUGAGUGCCCUCGCUCUGAGAAAUCAUUCUCUGCAACUCUCUCCGGUCUGUUAUUGAACAAGAGAUUUGAUGAUGUACACAGACUGUUCGAUGAAAUUCCCAAUAAGUUUGACAUUUCACCAACUGUUUUCACCUAUGAUAUUAUAAUUAGGGCUUUUUGUGAGGAACAUCUGCUUGAUUCAGCUUUUGAAAUGCUUGGAAAAAUGGAAAAAAUUGGGAUCAAACCGGAUGUCGUUAGUUACAACACAUUGAUUGAUGGGUUCUUACGAGCUGGAGAUCAAACCAGGGUUGAUGAAUUAUUGAAGGAGAUGACUGAGAAAGGGUGUGCACCCGAUCUUGUUACGUAUAAUUUACGUAUUUUAGGGUUUUGCAAGGACAAAGAGAGUGUUAAGGCUCAGGCUUUGCUCGAGGAGAUGCGAUCGAGAGGGAUUAGGCCUAACUCACGCAGUUACAAUGCAGUGAUUUUUGGGUUUUAUAAAGAGGGCAAUUUGGAGGAGGCGAGAAGGGUUUACGAGAGCAUUCCAAAGGGGGAUGAGUCCCCUAAUUCAGGGACCUAUUUUAUGCUGAUCCAGUUUGAGAUUGAACAUGGCAAUUAUGAAACUGCAUUAGAGUUGUGCAAGAAGAGUAUUAAGAGGAAAUGGAUUCCGCCAUUUUUUACCAUGAAGAGUUUAAUAGAUGGAUUGGUGAAAAUUUCUAAGGUCGAUGAGGCAAAGGCAAUUGUGGAAGAAAUGAAGAAGAAAUUCUCAGGGGGAACUAACAUAACAUUAUGGUUAUUGAUUAUUGUGGGAUUGAUGGGGUCUGAGUGUUGCUGUAUAGAGUGUGUAAGUAACUUGUCUUCUUCCUUUUCCCGUACUUAAGUGUUGCUCUACUAUAUGCUCCGACCAGUGGUUGACUUUGAGAUGUUCUCUCAUUUUUCAACUAAUUUGGUCUCUCUCUCGCACCCCUUGUUAUUAUCUGGGUGGACUUCCCAUGUAUGUUGCUACUCGACGCUGGAAUCGUAUGGAGCCCCCAACCAUCAUUGUCCCAGCAUCCAUAAAAAAGCAGGUCGAGGUUCAUAGAGAAAUGGAUGGUUCAGAACUUAAACACACCCUAAUAGGCCUGCGAGUGGGUAAAGUAUUGUCUUUUUUCAUCAAGCUUGACCCUGUAAACCUUAAUUUAUUGAUACUGCAUUUUUUUAACAAAUUUUAUUAUAUCAGAUUGUAGGGGAAGAAUUUGAGUUUAGAAAGAACCUUAUGGUUAGAGCUUUCAAGACCUACCAUGUCAUACCAA
Amborella trichopoda is the source of this 1907-nucleotide messenger RNA. NCBI's taxonomy places the organism in Eukaryota, Viridiplantae, Streptophyta, Magnoliopsida, Amborellales, Amborellaceae. The record is from RefSeq and is a predicted model, not a curated record.